Molecule: messenger RNA, 3532 nt
Organism: Chenopodium quinoa (quinoa)
Lineage: Eukaryota; Viridiplantae; Streptophyta; Magnoliopsida; Caryophyllales; Amaranthaceae
Exons: 8
Coding region: 1440-3005 (521 amino acids)
Cellular component (GO): cytoplasm
Source: RefSeq, a predicted model, not a curated record
GGGGGUGGGGGCUAUAAAAUAUAUUAAAAGUUUGUUUACAGAUAAUGAUUAUAUUUAUUGCAUAUUCUACCCUUUAUUCUUUGCUGAAAAAAACGUUUACCAACAAGAUCUUCACUAAACAAAGAAAAUAAUCGUGUUUGUUUACAAAAAUAAAUAAUUUAGUUGUUUAACAACAUAUACUGAUACACGAAAUGAAAAUUUAAAACUAGUUCCAUUCCAACUCAUUAGCAAAAAUAAACAAAUAUAAACGAGAUUUAGUUAAACUCGAAAAAAAUAACCUCCUUCCCUAAUUGGUAUUCCGUAUACAUAGCCUUUAGGAGUACAUAACCUUUAGUAUUGAAUAUUCUACCCUUUAUUCUUUUGCCAAAAAAAAAAAAAACUUGUGCCAACAAAAUCUUCACUUAACAAAGAUAAUAAACGUGUUUGUUUACGUACAUAAAUAAUUUAGUUGUUUAACAACAUAUACUAUUACACAAAAUGAAAUUUUAAACUAGUUCCAACCCAACUUAUUAGCAAAAAUAAACAAAUAUAAACGAGAUUCAGUUAAAUUCGAAAAAAAUAACCCCUUCCCCUAAUUGAUACUCCGUGUACAACACAAUUGCCAAAUAUCCCCAUAAAUCCACGAUUACCAACAACAAGUGCCAAAAAAAUUCCCCCUCAAAAGUAAACUCUAUUAAUAAUCAUAAUAAUUUGUAGAAAUCAAUCUAAAAUUUGAUGGUGAAAAAAUGAGAAAUUUUUGACACCGAAUGUCGGCUCGUGAAAUUCCACCGCGCUUCAGGAGGAGAGAGAAAAUCAAAAUCAACCAAAUUUUGAGGAGAAACUCUACUCUCUCUUUCUCCCCUCAUUUUUCUCUCCUUCUCUUCUUUCACAUUCUUCUUCUUUCUUCCUUCAUCAUCAUUUUCCAUCUUUCUAACCAUUUUUUUUGUACCCCAUUUUCUCUCUCCUCAUCUUCUUCCUCCUGCAUUUUUCUGCCACCGACACCCGCCACCAUCGUUGAUUCUUACCCUCUUUUCCUUUUAUCUCGGAUCCGGUCGUCUGCAUUUUCGAAGAUCCAAUUUGGGUCUUCGUUUUUUUCUUUUUUAGGGUUCCAAGAUCUCUGAUUUUGUUGGGGUUUCCCCGGUUAUUGAUAAUGUGUUUAUAAUUUCUCCUGCAAUUUUGAAAUUCUGGGUGUUUUGGAUCUUUAUUAUUUGGGUAUAGGUUUGUUCUGGGUAAUUUUUGGAUUUUGAUUUGGUGGGUUAUUUUUCUGGGGUUGGUUGAAUUUUUUUGAUAUUGGGUUUUUUUUUUUACUCGGAUCUUUGGUAUUAUAGAUUGAUUAAAUUUGGGCAAAGUGAUUGCAAUUGUAUUAUGCAACAUUGAUUAGGAAAAUUGAAGGUAAUUUUAGGGAAUUGUUGGUUGCAUUGGGUGUUGUGAGGUUGGGAUGAGAGGAAAGGAGGAGGAAUAUGUGUAAGGUUGAGAGGAGUAGUGGUAGUGAGGAGAGAGAAAGCAGGAGAAGAAGGUGGUGGGGGAUUGGGAUUGGUAUGGGGGUUAAAAUUCUAGUUAGUGAUGAGAAGAAGGAGAAAUCCAAGAGUUCUUCGGCCUCAAAUGGCGGUUCGAGGUCGAAGAUGAAGGUAUGGAUGGUUAGAGCUACAUCAUCAGUUUUGUUAUGGACUUGUAUUGUCAAUUUGACUACUUUUGGGGAGGUUUGGGGGCCUAGAGUCUUGAAGGGUUGGCCCUCUUGUUUUACUCAGGAAUCUGCUUAUCUUAAGUUGCCAUCUUCUGUUUCAGUCCCACCUCGCCCUCCCAAAAGAGUUUAUAAGAACAAUGGUUACCUGAUGGUUUCGUGUAAUGGAGGACUUAAUCAAAUGAGAUCAGCAAUAUGUGACAUGGUAGCCAUCGCAAGAUACCUUAAUGUCACUCUUAUUGUUCCCGAGCUGGAUAAAACAUCCUUCUGGGCUGAUCCGAGUGAGUUUCAAGACAUAUUUGAUGUGGAUCAUUUUAUUUCAUCAUUGAGAGAUGAAGUUAGGAUUCUGAAGGAGCUUCCCCCUAGGCUCAAGAAAAGACUAGAGCUGGGAAAAGUUCAUACCAUGGCUCCUGUUAGUUGGUCUGAUAUAUCUUAUUACAACAAUCAGAUACUUCCUUUGAUACAAAAGUACAAGAUUUUGCAUUUAAACAGAACAGAUGCCCGGCUCGCCAAUAAUGGUCAACCGAUAGAAAUUCAAAAGCUUAGAUGCCGGGUUAAUUUCAGUGGUCUGAGAUUUACUCCUCAGAUUGAGGAGCUUGGGAAAAGGGUGGUCAAGCUGCUACGUCAAAAUGGUCCGUUCCUUGUUCUUCAUCUGCGAUAUGAAAUGGACAUGUUAGCCUUUUCUGGCUGCACCCAGGGUUGCAAUACUGAGGAGGUGGAUGAAUUGACCAGAAUGAGAUAUGCUUACCCAUGGUGGAAAGAGAAGAUCAUAAAUUCUGAUUUGAAAAGGAAAGAUGGACUCUGUCCAUUGACGCCAGAGGAAACUACUUUGGCACUGCGAGCUUUGGACAUUGAUCCUAGCUAUCAGAUAUAUAUUGCAGCUGGUGAAAUAUAUGGUGGUGAGAGGAGGAUGGCUAGUCUUGCUGAAUCUUAUCCAAAGCUGGUUAGGAAAGAGACAUUAUUGAAUCCCGCAGACUUGAGAUUUUUUCAAAAUCACUCAUCUCAGAUGGCUGCACUAGAUUAUCUUGUGUCAUUGGAGAGUGAUAUCUUCAUUCCUACUUAUGAUGGAAAUAUGGCAAAAGUUGUCGAGGGACAUCGCAGGUACCUUGGGUACAAAAGGACUAUCUUGUUGGACAGAAGGUUGUUGGUUGAUCUGAUAGACAAGUAUACUGUUGGGUCACUUAGUUGGGAUGAGUUCUCAACUGCUGUAAAGGAAACUCAUGCACAUCGCAGUGGACAACCAACUAAGAGGUUGGUAAUACCUGACAAACCGAAAGAGGAGGACUAUUUCUACUCUAAUCCUCAGGAGUGUCUCGAAUCUGAUGAAUCCUUGAGUAGCAUGUGAUCUAUAAUACCUGGAGAAGAUUCAUAUUCUUCUAUGAUGGCUAUUUGUAGCAAAAUUCAGGUAAAAAAGGAUCUUGAUGCACAUCUUACAGUGCCACGCUUACAUGAAUGGCUUUGUUUUGGCCGCCUUCUCUCUGGGGGUUUAUGGUUGUUGCGUUAACGUACAUAUAUAUAUUGGGGCGGACAAUUUUGAGUUAUAAAAACUGAGGAAUAUGUUGGAGCAGGAGAAGAUGGUGCUGGAGGGAGCAUGAUAUGCUGUUGUAGAUGCGAAUAACUGAAAUUCUUGUAUAGAAACACACCCUGCCAUUACUGGGGUGAAGUUAGAUGCAUCUGUUGUGUACAUGGAGUGACUUGCCACAUAAAUUUGUUUGAUUAAAUUGUUGUGGGAGCUUGAGUUAGAUCUACUACUCACUCAUCCUUCAUAUUUUUGUAUUUCUUAUUUCUUUAGGACUACAUAUCUACUCUACUGAUCUUUUUUAAUGGUACAUUCACAGAAGUUCAUUAAGAUAUUUGAUCGUUGUUAUUCUC